GUUUAGCCAGUCAGGAUUUUUUUUCUCCUUUGUUUUGAUGUCUGCAUUGUUUUACCUUUACCUACUCUGAAUUUCACCUUUCCCUCUCAGUUGCUCAGUAUCAGGAGGUCCUUCAGAACCCUUACCAUAAGCUCUAUCUUUACUACCUCAGGCCAAUUUAACAUUGCUAACAAACUCCUCAAAGUGUCCUCUUGGAGGGGUCAGUCUUACUGUGUUUAUCUUGCACUGCUUGCAUCUGCUUCCAGCUCCUGAUGGCUUUGGGAAGAGCCUAGGGAAGGAGGGUUGGAGUGCUCUGCUGCCAUGAGAGUGCUCCUUGUGCAAUGGGGUUUAUUCAUCCUCUUGAAGGCUUCUUGGAUAAGCACAGAGAGAGGAGAAGCAGCUGGAACUGACCCUGGAGGCACUCAUCAGUCAGGUGGCCGACCUGAAGAAUUCCUUGGUCAGUUUUAUCUACAAGCUGGAGAAUGAGUAUGACCGCCUUACAUGGCCUUCAGUUCUGGACAGCUUUGCACUGCUCUCAGGACAGCUGAACACCUUGAAUAAAGUGCUAAAGCAUGAGAAGACCCCGCUACUGCGAAACCAGGUGAUCAUCCCCCUCGUGCUGUCUCCAGACCGCGAUGAGGAGAUCAUGCGGCAGACAGAGGGGCGUGUGCCGGUGUUCAGCCAUGAAGUCGUGCCCGACCAUCUUCGAACUAAGCCUGACCCUGAGGUGGAGGAGCAGGAGAAGCAGCUGAUCACAGAUGCAGCUCGAAUUAGCCCUGAUGCAGCACAGAAACAGAUCCAAAGUCUGAACAAAAUGUGCUCAAAUUUGCUGGAGAAAAUCAGUAAGGAGGAGCGUGAAUCUGAAAGUGGAGGUUUAAGACAGAACAAGCAGACUUUCAACCCUGCAGAUACCAAUGCACUGGUAGCAGCUGUGGCCUUUGGGAAAGGGUUGUCAAACCGGAGACCCCCAGGCUCUGGGGCAUCUGUCCAGUCGGGCCAGCCAGGAGCUGGUGCCAUCAUUGCAGGUGCUUCAGGCAUGCAGCAGGUCCCAAUGACAGGUGCACCAGCUCAGCAGCAGCCAAUGCUGGCAGGAGUGCAGAUGGCACCAGCAGGACAGCCAGGAAAAAUGCCGAGUGGCAUAAAAACAAAUAUAAAAUCUGCCUCAAUGCAUCCGUAUCAGAGAUGAGCUGAGAUGAACCAGACCUGGGGAACAGCAAUAUUUGUUACUGCUGCAGGCACCCCACCUGGAUUCCUUCUAGGACUUCCAAGUCCCUUCACGUAUCCACACACCAUAUCUGGGAAGACAGGGUUUAUAAGGCCCUUCCGUGGAUUUUAUUUAGUGCUGGGUGGCUUGUGUGGAGCUGCUGCUGGCAAUGUCUCCUGGACACAAGUACAUCUCUGCUUAGCCAGAGCAGAGGACUUUGCUUCUGGUAUUAAUGCCAUCUUUUCCAGGUCUGGCCUGGAGGAUAACAACCCUUUCCUGAUGGAGAGCCUGAAGAACAGAGCUCCUUGUUUCUGCUUGUUCACUCGGUAUACUCUUUCUUUACUCCAUCUUGUUUAAUAAAGACCUUGUUAUGUUAACUGUGA
Messenger RNA from Lonchura striata (white-rumped munia), 1566 nucleotides. The record is from RefSeq and is a predicted model, not a curated record. NCBI's taxonomy places the organism in Eukaryota, Metazoa, Chordata, Aves, Passeriformes, Estrildidae.